CCCGCGUCCCCGCGCUGCGCCGCCCGGCCGGGUGCAUGCAUUGUGGGCCUCCCGACAUGGUCUGCGAGACGAAGAUCGUGGCCGCCGAGGACCAUGAGGCGCUGCCGGGGGCCAAGAAGGACGCGCUGCUCGCCGCCGCCGGCGCCAUGUGGCCCCCGCUGCCAGCCGCGCCCGGGCCGGCCGCCGCGCCCCCCGCGCCCCCGCCCGCGCCGGGUCCCCAGCCCCGCGGCAGCGCGGGGGGCGCGGGCCCGCCGGGGGGGCGCGGCGUGUACAUCCGCGAGUUCCGCGCGGCCGAGCAGGAGGCGGCGCGCCGCAUCUUCUACGACGGCAUCAUGGAGCGCAUCCCCAACACGGCCUUCCGAGGCCUGCGGCAGCACCCGCGCACGCAGCUGCUCUACGCCCUGCUGGCCGUGCUCUGUUUUGCCCUGACCCGCUCGCUGCUGCUGACGUGCCUGGUGCCAGCAGGGCUGCUGGGCCUGCGCUAUUACUACAGCCGGAAGGUGGUCCUGGCCUACCUGGACUGCGCUCUGCACACGGACAUGGCUGACAUCGAGCAGUACUACAUGAAGCCGCCGGGCUCCUGCUUCUGGGUGGCCGUGCUGGAUGGCAACGUGGUGGGCAUCGUGGCGGCGCGGGCCCACGAGGCAGACAACACAGUGGAGCUGCUGCGCAUGUCCGUGGACUCGCGUUUCCGUGGCAAGGGCAUCGCCAAGGCACUGGGCCGCAAGGUGCUGGAGUUCGCUCUGGUGCACAACUACUCUGCGGUGGUGUUGGGCACGACGGCCGUCAAGGUGGCCGCACACAAGCUCUACGAGUCGCUGGGCUUCAGACACAUGGGCUCAAGUGACCACUACGUGCUGCCUGGCAUGACCCUGUCGUUGGCUGAGCGCCUCUUCUUCCAGGUCCGCUACCACCGCUACCGCCUGCAGCUGCGCGAGGAGUGACCACUGCCCACCCGCCCGCCCACCUGCCGCCCUGGCCGCCCCAUCCGCCUGUGCCCGCCUGCCCACCGCCCAGACCCGCUUUCAGACGCUCACCUUGGCGUUUGUGUUGGGUUUUUUCUUUUCAACAUCACGCGGUUCUCUGGCUGGUUCUCCAGGGGGUGUGGGGCUGUUGCUCAUCUGUGACACUUUGGGGGCUAGAUUGUUUGCAGCCACGGCCCCUCGCCCUCCCCAGCCUGCUGGGGCUGCGUCCUGAAGAGUGACAGCAUGGACCACCACGUGCCCACUCAGCUGCUCAGCCUGCUCGAGGGGCCUCUUCCAGCCCAACGCCGUCGGGGCAGGCCUAGCCUGGCCCACCAAGCACAGAACCUCUGCACCACGGCCCCUGCCCAGCAGACCCCUGGCCGCCAGCCAGGCAAUGGCUCAGCUGUCAGUCCCCAGGAGGUGUGGCCUGCUGGGCUGGCCAGCUACUGCCCCAUGGGGCACCGAGCUGGCCAUGGGCCCCGCUUUGCUCCGUGCAUGCUGAGGACAUGGCCUGGCUGCAGCAUGCCGCAUGCCCACAGCCUCCUGCCCUGCUGCCCUGCUCAGACUGGGCCUAGACUGGUGAGCACCCCCUGCCCGGCCUUGGAGCUAGCCUGAGCUAGAGCUAGCCCUGGCAGCCCACCUGCUCUCUGGAGGGCUUGCCUGUCUCUCACCAUCCCUUGCUCUGCCCGGCCCAGCUUUGCUUUGACAUUGAGUCAUGUUUCUUUCCUUUUGGUCUCUGUCCCUCCUCUGCCCCGGCUUUGCUGAUUGGCAUCAUCACCCAGGUGUGGUUCCCGUAGCAACCUGUUGCACAGCCUGGUCAGGGUCCUACAGGAGAGCAGAGGGGAGACAGUCAUGCAGUCGCCUGUCCCCAGUGCCAGCUAGAUGAUGGUGGCCUCUCCCAGACCUCCCCGAGGACCACUCUGCCUAGCGGCUGAUGGGCUCUGUCCUGUGAAUCGUACUAAGCCAGGCCGCUGCCAACACCACUGAGCCCACAGCUUCUCCCAGCCUGAAACCGACCUAUUUUUUAAUAAGUUAUUUAGACAGAAUAGCACUCUGCAUGACUUUAAUUCUUGGGACAAAAUGGUAGUUUAUACCUUAACAUACACACACAUACACACAUACCUGUGUGGUCUAGAAUAUGCACUAUUUCUGGCCCAGUUUGGUGGGGGCGGGUGGCUGGGUGGGUGGAAGGUUUCAGAUUUUGAGAUCUGGAGGGAGACCCUGAUUUAGCAUUCUUUCCCCCAAAAGAGCAUUCCUGGGUUGUGAGGAGGCUCUGGGGAGCCCUUGUCCAGCCUUGACUUGUGCGACUGAGGCCAGGGGUGGCAGCAGAUUCCCUGCUGCCUUUGGGAGGGAUGAGUGCUGUCUACUUUGGCUUGGGGGUAGGGGUGGCCUGGCUGUGCCCCCAGCCUCUCCUUCCUGAGGUGGGAGGCAGCUGGCAGGUGUAGGGUGGCCUGGACAGUGGGGGGACAAGAGGGUUGGCAGUGCCCACAGGUCCAGCUUGGAGUCCUGGGCCCAGCUACAGUGGUAGGAAGGCCGUAAAUGCCCACGGAGGCCCCUCUGUUUUGGGAGCUGGGAGGGAGGAGGAUGGUGGACCAUGGGUCUGGGUCCCACAUACGGGAUGCGGAGGGGAUGUUCUUGAAAAGGCACUUGGGAAACGAGCAGAUGAGUGAAAUAAGCCCAGUUUGCCGAGGGGCCUUUUGUGCUGUCAGCAGUCGGGAUAUUUGCAGAACAUUGUAUAGCCCCCACUCUCCCCUGUACAUUUCUCCCUGGUGGCGUCCCGUCCCUGCUUGGGGACAGGAGUUUUGUAGACUGUACAGAAAUCGGCACCCUAUUUUCUUGCAGCUCUCAGAUUUUGUUAAUCUGGAUUAUACAGACAGACGUAAAGUGUUUUAGCAAAAUGGAAAACAAACAGUUGUGCCUUUU
Molecule: messenger RNA, 2888 nt
Organism: Canis lupus familiaris (dog)
Lineage: Eukaryota; Metazoa; Chordata; Mammalia; Carnivora; Canidae
Gene: ASPNAT
Product: N-acetyltransferase 8 like
Exons: 3
Coding region: 36-944 (302 amino acids)
Cellular component (GO): mitochondrial membrane
Molecular function (GO): L-aspartate N-acetyltransferase activity
Source: RefSeq, a predicted model, not a curated record